Messenger RNA from Metarhizium acridum CQMa 102, 699 nucleotides. RefSeq lists its product as uncharacterized. Lineage: Eukaryota; Fungi; Ascomycota; Sordariomycetes; Hypocreales; Clavicipitaceae. The record is from RefSeq and is a predicted model, not a curated record.
AUGGCUGCAGGUUUCUGUCCCGACAAAGUCCUGAUUUAUGAUCAUAUUGUCCGGCGUGAACCUGUCGAUGGCUUCACAGCAUACCCACCCGACGUACUAGAUAUACAUGAGAAUCUUACGUCUGAUUUACGAAGUCAUAUGGCAGCAGUCGCUGAUGUUGUUUGGGGCGCACCUGUACGCGAGAGGAUGAAGAAAACCCAGCGGCUUGAGGAGCUUCAGCUUUGGGGGCAGUACCAGGGUGUUUCUAUCUUCUUGGAGUGGGAGACGAGCAAUAGUAGAUUACGACGGUUCGUGGUAUUCGUUUGUCAUCCUGAGGCUAUGAUUUAUGCUGACCCGACUACGUUGGGUAAAAAGCAAGAUCUUCACCUCCAGGUGGCUGCCAAAUUAGCCAAAAUGUAUAUCCCCGAUAAGUUCUACGAAGAAAUCUACCAACGGGGAAGCCAUAAGUUCUUAUUGGGGGCAGAGCAUGCCAGACGGGCUGCGUUAAACGGAGAAGCGAUUAUCCAACUUGAAAGCAUUGCGUACCGGUCCCGAUCACCCACCGAAAUCGAUCGGCAAAGACGUAAUCGUAUUCCGUAUCUUGAACGCAAGAAGCUGCGCCAGUAUCCUGGACUGUGUGGGUAUUUGGACAAGACAGACGAAGAAGAAUUUGUGAGAUUGGACGAGGAGAUCAAGGCUCUAGAACAUGCGAGUCAAUAA